AUGAAUAACUACUUUGAGAUUAUUAAGCAGUUGUAAUAAGCUGUCGAAUUUAGUACAAGAGAAAAUGUAGAAUUGAGAGAAUAGAUCAUAAUGAUGGAGACUUAGCAAGAUCCUCAAAAAAACCUAAAAAUUUGUAAUUUGCAAAAGAAGAUCAUAGAGUAAUAACAAUAAAUAUCUGAAUUAAAGUAACAAAUGCUAAAACGAAAUUAAAUGAAGAAAGAACACUAAUGUAAUGAUGAUAAUAAAUUCUUAAUUGAAUAAAUGAAGAAAAAAUUCGAAGAAAAGAGCAAUGAACUUAAGAGAUAUUAAGAUAUGUAUGAAAAGGCUCGGUUAAAUUUAAAGCAAACUCAAUAACAAGUACUAGAAUUAAAAGAACAAAUCAACUAAUAAUGUUAAUUGAAUGCUUAAGAAUAAUAAAAAGUAACAAAAAUGGAAUUAUUAAUGAAAAAUGCUAGAUAAUAAGAAUUUAAAUAGAGAGAUUAAACUCUUAAAUAUAAUAAUUAGAAUAAGAAUAAAAAAGCUUAUCUAGAAUAAGCCAUUGAAAUGAUUAUUAUUGAAUGA
Paramecium tetraurelia is the source of this 561-nucleotide messenger RNA. RefSeq lists its product as uncharacterized. NCBI's taxonomy places the organism in Eukaryota, Ciliophora, Oligohymenophorea, Peniculida, Parameciidae. The transcript has 3 exons. The record is from RefSeq and is a predicted model, not a curated record.